CUCCCCUCCCCUCUCCACCCUCCCCUCCCCGGUGGGCGGGUCUCCUUUCUCUCUCGGAUGUAGAUCAGAUGAUUCGGGCUGCAGCGGACGGAUCUGCAGUCAGACAUGGAGGUGAGUGAAGCUCUCUGUCAGCAGGAUCGACUGCAGCUCCUCGCAGAGAAGAGGAAGUGGCAGACAGAGAUCGAGAACAAGAAGCGUCAGCUGGAGGACGACAGGAGAGCGCUGCAGCACCUGAAGUCGAAGGCUCUGAGGGAGCGCUGGCUGCUGGAUGGAGCUCCAUCUGCUGGACCAGAACAGGACGACGUAAAGAGGCAACUGGAGCAGGAUGAGGCCAAGACCAGGAGCCUGGAGGAGACCAUUAACAGGUUGGAGCAGGAGCUGGUCGGUUUGGAAACUGGAGCCGUUUGUCAGACCAUAACACACACUACUGUGUCAUCAGGAUCAGUUACAGCUGUAGAGGUCAAAGGUCACAGCAGCCGGCAGCAGGACAGGCCUGCAGCUUCAGGUCAGAUACAGAUACAAGCCUUUGCAGAGGUCAAAGUUCAUAAAAGCCCUCGAAUGAACAAACCGAGAGAGGCGACGGAGGAGAUGAAGAGAGCGAUGUACUCGGUGGAGAUUAAAGUAGAGCGGGACAGAGUGACGGGGGAAACCAGGGUUCUGUCCACUAACACCACACUUCCUGUUGACCUCUCUCACCAAGGGGUCAAAGUUUACGAGGACGAGCAGAAAGUGGUCCAUGAGAUGAACGGUGAAGAUGGCGUCCAACUGCUCAGCUUCUCCGAGGUCGAAGAGCUCAUCCACAAAGCCGACGAGGCCUCGAUGAUGUCACAGACUGUCGCCACGGUCGCCUCGUUCCCGACUGCGGAGGUCCAGGAGGAGGCGGGUCCUGAGCCACCGGAGAUCACCGGGCUGGAGGCCAAAUCGGGCGGCGAGCCGAGCGUGGGCGAGGCCAGUGCCGAGAACCCCGUCACCAUGGUGUUCAUGGGAUACCAGAGCGUGGAGGACGAGGACGAGACCAAGAAGGUGCUGGGGCUGCAGGGCACGGUGAAGGCCGAGCUGGUGCUCAUCGACGACGCUGACGGGAAGACAUCACCUGGCGAAGGGAAGGAGGAGACCGCCGGUGUUCAGACACCAGCGCUGCCUCCGCUCGCCUCGACUGCCCUGCCGCCCUCCACCAAACCUCUGGAGACGAUGGCGGCGGCGAGCAACGGGGAGACGGCGGGGGAGGCGGAGGAGACGAAGGGAAGAGCGGUGGAGAUAAAGAAGGAGAAGCAGCCGUGUAAGUGCUGCAGCAUCAUGUGAUCCUGCAGGGGGCGCUGCUUUGAAAUAUAAUAUAUAAAAUAAAAAGGACGGAGACUUUCUAGGACAAAAACUACAGGAACUUAACUCCACCCACUGCCCUCAGCCCCGCCUCUAACAACAUGACAUCAUUUCCUGUUUCUUCAUUCUCCUCUGUUUUAUAAAACCUUUCUUUACUUUUUCUAUUUUCUUGAAGCCUUUUUACUUUUGUACUCCUCAUGUUUCCAGUUGUGACGCCUCAAUGCAUCUAAUUAGCAUUAGCAUUAGCAUUAGCCAAGCAGUCGUGAGAUUUGUAACAUUAACCUCGCUCUUUAUAAGCUCUAUAACAAAAAAACAGUGAAUUCAUUUUAGACUUGUAUUUAUUUGAUUUUGUAAGUUUCUCCUGCUGCAGAGUUUCACGCGAUGAUUCUGUUUGUUGGAGUCUUUUCAGCUUUUUUUUGGGUUUUAUAAGCGAAAAUAAAAGCGACCUGACUCAGUGCUGAACAGAAGAAACAGAUUUUCCUGAUUGUAUUUGUGUUUGCAGACAAACAUCACUGUCACUGUAUCUGUCAUCUCCAUCAUCCUCCAUCACAUCACAUCACAUCAUGUCGCUGCGCUUUGUUUCCAACAUCAAUCUCUUAAACCUGCCAAUUUAAAAUACAGCAGAUUUCAUCGGACUGAACGUCUGUUGCUUAAUUAUCAGACUGAUUGAUUGUUCACUAAGCUCCGCCCCCCUCAGUUACUGUCGCUAACCUGUCAGUCACAAUGAUAACGCUGGCAGAGUCAUUUUUGCAGUUUGGCAGUUAGUGCAGUUAGCGAGCUGCGGUCGGCUGACCGUUAACGCCCGGAUCUCAAACAACUGCUGAUCCUCGCCGGAGCUCUGAGAGGAAAACCGAGGCGAAUGUUUCCUGAGCGUUACAGAACAAACACGCUGAUUGAACAGAAAAGUCUCAAACAAACUCACCCAACAGUUAUUUCUGCUCCGCUUCUCUCGUCUGUUUCUGCAUUUUAACUCCGCUCACAUCAAACAUCAAUGACACAAAAUAAGGAAGUUAUGUGAAUCAAUAUUAAAUCCUCCGUAUCGCUCAUUAAAUAUACAAUACCAUUGUUAGAAACUUAAUGCAAUGAAAAAUCCCAAUAACUGACCCAAUAAUCUAUAUAAAUAUAUAUAACAUAAAUGAUGUAGCAGUAGCAGAAUAAAUCAAAUUAAGCUAAUUAAAUACGAGGCGGUGUCGACCCAGAUGUUGAUUUUCCGUGAGUCUCUUUAACACAUCUGCUAACAACCAACUGAAGGCAAAAUUAAACAAAACAAAACGUGCGCCGAAUUGAAUUAUUUUAAAGGCUUAUCAAGUCGGCUUCAGGAGGAUCUUUACUGGACGUGGAGAGGACGACACCAUGUGACCAAAUAGUCUUCAGAAGCAGAAACAUCAGUUAAACUUCACUUUUAUUUGCACGUCACAGUUUGUAAAGUAGCCAGACUAAAGGUGUUCAGACAGGAAGUGAAGUGAACUUUCACCUCGUGUUUAUUUGUCCCAAACAGCCAAAGCUGUGUUGUAAGCUAGCUAACAAUCUCUUUCUGUUUGCUGGGAAUAUUUUGCUCAAGUUGAAACGUCUUCGACUCGCGUCACUCCACUGACUCUGUAUGUUCUCAAAACGUAACCUUUGCAGUGAAGACGCAGAGUCUAGCAGCUGUGCGUAGAUACAGCGGUGCUUUGAGCUAAAUGCUAACGUCAGCAUGCUAACAUGCUCGCAGUGUCUGUAAAAUAAAUCUUGUGCCAAUCCAUCAAGUAGAUGUUGAAAUAUUUCAGUGGACACAGUCACAUGUUGACCUGAUGAAGGCGCGAGAUGAAACGUCCCAGGAUGAAAGUUUGUACAGUUCGUCCUGAGGAACACGAAGGUCUCAACCACAUUUCAUCACAGACAGACAGACAGACGGAGUCAAAUCCAUUAAACUGACCAGAGGCCAUUAAAAAUCCCAUAAUGCUCAUAAUUUAUUCCUCCCUCACUGAUCUGCUCUCAGGGCGGCCAUGUUGUCGUGAUUCAGUCUGUCUGUUCUGUUUCAUCCAUUCAUUAAAUCUUGUUUUCAGCAACACAGUCAGUAAACAUGUGAUCAUGUGAUCAUCUUAUAAAGAAGUUCACAGCUGUCAUCACUCGUUCUUUGUUCUCCAUCAGCUCCUGAAAAGCUGCUUCUGUUUCUCAGUUGAAAUGACGUGAAGCAGUGAGACGUCCUCAGAGACGGACACGCGUCAUGUUUAAAUGGCUUCAUGUCUUCCAUCAACAGAUCUGAACUGAUCUGCUGACGGACGAUCGCCACGGUGACGACACAACAAAGAUGGCCGACUGAAAGACGAUAGCGGCGACAGGAAGAGACAGAUCAGCUGGUCCUCGUUUGUGUCAAAGAAGCACUGAGAUGAGACAUUUUGUCCAAACUCAAAGGUUCAUCCUGUGAGGAGCAGGAAUGUGAUCAAUACAUGUCGUUACAGUCUGUCCUGAAGUCAGCUGACUGUGGGCGACGUGUCGGGUGGACUGUUGACCUCCUGAUGAGUUUAUUAGCAGCAAACAUAAGUAAUAACAUCACAUCUACAAAUACAGAAAGCCUUAAUUAAUGUAUCCAGAUCAGAAGAGAUAAACCUGUUAGAGCAAAACCAAAGUGUAAAAACAACAACUUUAUGUUUUAAGAGCCGGACUCCGGACCUCCGGACCGGCGGACUGAUGGCUCGCGGACUCGCGUACCGUCACGUGUUCACCAUCAUCACAUCAUGAGCAGCGAGCCACGAAAUGCACCGAGACUUUAAGUGUUUCCAUGGCGACAAACUGACCCUGUAACGGUUCUUUACAGCGUUGUUAAUGGCGGCUCACGCAGGAUGUGUGCAGCGCCGACAGAUCUGUUUUACACGAGCUGCCAAACGCACUUCACUGUGAGCCGUCAGCGCAGGAUCCUCACGCUGCAGGUCGGAGGUCAGCGGGGUUUCACAGGCCUGUACGAGGGCGAUGUUUUGUUUGUUAAAAGUGGUUAUAGGACGGCGUCUGUGUGAACGGAGUUACAGCAGAACAGACUGAUGCGUGCAGACUUCGUGCAGGACUCACAUGUAAAUCUACACACCAUAGAUGGAGCUUCAUACUGUCGUUGUCUUGGAAAAAAAAUCAGCAUGUCAUUUAUUGUUAUGAUCAGAUGUUACGAGGUCGUAUUUAUUGGGGUUUACAUGAGUCUCGUAUUUACAUUGUUACAGUCGAUUGUAAAGGUUUUGAUGCCAACUAAAAAGGGAAAACCAAAUGUUUUUGCUUGAGGGCCGGUUUUGCCCCAAAACCAACCUUUACCUGUCUAACUUAUAACAAACUAAUCCAAAGUAUUCAGCCGUCUGUACGUACAUUAUCCAACCUCACUGCAUCAGUACAUAUGUACAACAAUAAAGCAAAUGUCUUCAAAAAUAAA
Molecule: messenger RNA, 4711 nt
Organism: Siniperca chuatsi (mandarin fish)
Lineage: Eukaryota; Metazoa; Chordata; Actinopteri; Centrarchiformes; Sinipercidae
Gene: palm1a
Product: paralemmin 1a
Exons: 10
Coding region: 106-1302 (398 amino acids)
Biological process (GO): regulation of cell shape
Cellular component (GO): membrane
Source: RefSeq, a predicted model, not a curated record